Linum trigynum is the source of this 1478-nucleotide messenger RNA. Lineage: Eukaryota; Viridiplantae; Streptophyta; Magnoliopsida; Malpighiales; Linaceae. The record is from the annotation of a GenBank genome assembly.
UGUGUUGACAAAAAAAAAAAAAAAAAUGCUGGACCCGUGUGAGCCGUCCUUACGGUGAUCUGGUCCGCACUUGGUAAAACUGAUAAGAUAAGCCCCUGUCAGUACUCGAAAAAACACUCUCCCUUGCGACAAUGGAGACCGCGCUCUGCUCCUUCCCUUCCCUAAUCCAAUUCCGCCCCUCAAACCCAUUCUCCCUCUCGUUCCCGACCACCACCACCGCCACCACCUCCACCUUCUCCCUCCGCCGCCGCCGGCCCCUCACAAUCAAAUCCGCCAUUUCCCGCAACAAGAAGGAAGAAACCGUCGACACCGUCAAAACCCAGCUAGAAAACUGCUAUCUCCUCGCCGCAAUCCGGUACAAGGGCUUCACCGUCAAGCAGUUCCAGGAGCUUCGCCAGUCGUUGCCGGAGAAUUCUAAGCUGAUUGUGGCCAAGAACACUCUCGUCUACAAGGCCAUUGAAGGCACCCCAUGGGAGGCCCUCAAGCCUUGCAUGACCGGCAUGAAUGCUUGGCUGUUCGUCCACACCGAAGAGAUCCCCAACGUGCUCAAGCCCUACAGAAGCUUCCAGAAAGAGAAGAAGCUGGAGGACAACGAUUUCAGCGGAGGGGUGUUUGAAGGGAAGUUUUACGGGCCGGAUGAGUUCAAGCAGCUGGAGACGAUGCCGUCGAGGGCAGAGAUUUACGCCAAGUUGUUGGGUUCGUUGCAGAGCCCGGCCAUUGGGUUGGUGACUACAUUGCAGGCGCCCGCGAGGGAUGUGGUUAUGGUUCUCAAGGCUUAUGUGCAGAAGUUGGAGGAAGAACAGGGCGGCGCCGGCCAAUAGUUUCAUCGAUUCCCCCUUUUUGUGUAAGUGUAAGUUCUUCUUUUGGUCUGAGAACCUCAUAUUUUGUAGCCUGCCUGUUUGGUUGAAAUUGUUGUAGCAAUGUGAUGGGUAAGAAACCUAUGCCGCGGCACUGGAGAAUGCAAAUGGCGAAUACGCUUCUGAAAUUUGUAAAACUGACAAUUGAAUAGUGAUACCAAUUCAAUUCCAAAUGUUGUUAGGAUCUCUAGCUGUGACUCCCUUAAUGCUCUGUGUUUAAUUGAUCUUGCAUUUGCUUGAAGAUUUGAACUUGUCUUAUGUGUGAAUUUCCAUUGUGGGAUUCUGUUGCUAGUAGGUAGUGAAAUUUCUGGAGUUUGGUGGCUUGUAGUUGGGGGUUUGAUCAUGCUCUUAGGUUAUGGUGGAAAUCAAAUGAACGAGAGUUGCUGAACUGUGUACUUGGGAGUGGAGUUCUAGCUUGGUCGUGGAUGGUUAGUUGGUUACUCGAUAUAUUUCGCAUAAUCGAUACUAUGCACCAGCCUAGGGCUGCGUAGACUCUUGGUUAUGGCUGCUAUAUCAGACAUGACUUGCGCCUUGAUUGCAAAUGACUGAUGUUCUUAUUCUGCAUCUGCUACUACACAUGACAAGCCAAUGAUUGUCCUGAAAUACAGUUCAGUUUGCUGU